This is a messenger RNA of Protopolystoma xenopodis, 612 nucleotides long. NCBI's taxonomy places the organism in Eukaryota, Metazoa, Platyhelminthes, Monogenea, Polystomatidea, Polystomatidae. The record is from the annotation of a GenBank genome assembly.
AUGAAUGAGACAAGGCGAUCCUAUCAUCACCACCACCACCACCAUCACCACUACCGAAACCAGUUUGCUGUAACCAGUGAUAUAUCAAAGUCAGGGUCGCUUAAUAUGUCCAGUAUGCAUGCUUCUACUGCCGCUUUGGCGAAAAUUAUUGAGGGAAGUGGAAUCGGAAUCUUAGGAGCAGGGUCUCGGAAAUAUCGACAGGCUGCCGAAGUACGCGAUCGCGAGGAGGAUUUAGAGGAGGGUGAGGCAAUUGAUGAAGAUGAAGAAGACGAAGAGAGUGAGGAAGUGGAAGAUGACGAUGAUGGAGAUAGAAUAGAUGGCAUACGGGAUACAAACAAGAUUAGGAAUGGGGGAAACGGAUCCCCGUGCCGAGACCAGCAUAUUUCUAUUCUCUGCAAGCACUCUGGUGCCAAGCGCGCACCGUAUCGCGUAGAGGGCCGAGCACAGGGUAAUGUUCCAGAUGCGAGGGAUAUUGAAGAGGACGGAGAAGAUGAAAGGAAUGAUGGAAAACGAAAUCGUUCUGGGGUUGGUGUGUGCGCUAUAACAGACUCGGACGAAAUGAGUGAUGACAGCUACAAUCAAAAACAAAGGAAGAAGCAUCAUCGUUCCUAG